AGAAAUGAAGGAAAAAGGGGGGCUUGGAAGUUGUAAGGUGGAGCCAGCCAGGGAAACAGACAUAAACAGGGAAUCAUUCCUUGCUUAAGCCUGGAUGACUGUUGUGAGGGUUUUGAGUAUGUGAACGGUCAAGUUGUCCUUCACCUCAGACUCCACCUUUAAUAUCAUCACAACUACCCAGCUGUUUACAUACUUUACUUCAUUUGUUUUUUUUUUUUUGAAGACUUUAGAAAGCCUUUCACCAAGGUGGUCCUUGGUAUCUUGCAUUCAUGGUAAUUUGAGGCAGAAAACGGUUGGUCUGGCUUGAUCAACAAGUUUUUGUUUUGGAAUAUAUGGAGGAGGUCUUGUUGAUUUCGAGAUUCAUGACAAGAACUUUGAUUUUGUUGAGUCUUUGCUUCAUGUGGGUCCCUCCAGGAGUUGUUUGCAGAACUGGAAAUGCAUCAGCUUCCUCAAGUUCUUCUUCUUCAUCUUCUUUGAAGCCAAAGGUUAUAAAUAUUGGAUCUCUGUUCACGUUGGAUUCAGUUAUCGGAAGAGCAGCAAAGCCUGCACUUCAAGCUGGUGUUGAUGAUGUCAACGCUGAUCCAACCAUUCUCAAUGGGGUAGAAUUGAAACUCGUUUUGCACGAUACAAAUUGCAGUGGCUUUGUUGGAACCGUGGAGGCUUUGCAGCUGAUGGAAAGUGACAUUGCUGUUGCAAUCGGUCCACAAUCUUCUGGAAUAGCUCAUGUCAUAUCCCACGUUGUUAAUGAGCUUCAUGUCCCUCUUCUAUCAUUUGGAGCUACAGAUCCCACUCUUUCUUCCCUGCAGUACCCAUAUUUCCUCCGAACUACACAUAGUGACUACUUUCAGAUGUAUGCGGUUGCUGAUUUAGUUGACUACUUUGGCUGGAGGGAGGUCAUAGCAAUAUUUGUGGAUGACGAUUAUGGAAGAAGUGGGAUUUCUGCUUUGGGUGAUGCCCUGGCAAAGAAACGUGCCAAAAUUUCUUAUAAGGCCGCCUUCAGCCCUGGAGACCCCACAAGUAAGAUCAAUGACUUGCUAGUUGAGGUGAACCUGAUGGAGUCACGAGUUUAUGUAGUUCAUGUUAAUCCUGACACUGGUUUGAACAUCUUUGCUGUUGCUAAUGCUCUUAAUAUGAUGAGUGGGAACUAUGUUUGGAUUGCUACAGAUUGGCUUCCUACAUACUUAGAUUCGAUGGAAGCUGCUGAUCCUGACACAAUGAAUCUCUUGCAAGGGGUUGUUGCUCUCCGCCGUUACACCCCAGAUAAUAGUCUCAAAAAGAGUUUCAUGUCUAGGUGGAAAAACCUAAAAUAUAAUGGAAGUGCUAGUCCUGCAGGCUUCAAUUCAUUUGCACUUUAUGCUUAUGAUUCCGUUUGGUUGGCUGCACAUGCCCUCGAAGUUUUUCUCAAUGAAGGUGGAAAUUUUUCUUUCUCUAAUGACCCAACUUUGCAUGAUGCAAAUGGCAGCAUGCUGCACCUGGAAGCACUUCGUGUGUUUAAUGGAGGCCAACAACUUCUCUCGACACUUCUUAGGAUGAACUUCACUGGUUUAACUGGUCAGAUUCAAUUUAACCAAGAUAACCAUUUAGUUCAUCCAGCAUAUGAUGUUCUUAAUGUUGGUGGAACCGGGAUGCGUAGAAUUGGUUAUUGGUCAAAUUAUUCUCAUCUCUCAAUUGUUCCUCCAGAGAGCUUAUAUACAAAGCCUCCCAAUAUCUCUACUGGCAGUCAACAUCUUUACAGUGUAAUAUGGCCUGGUGAAACUACAGCAACGCCAAGGGGUUGGGUUUUCCCUAACAAUGGGCAGCCACUGCGAAUUGCUGUACCCAACCGAGUAGGUUAUAAAGAGUUUGUGUCAAAAGACAAGGGUCCCCAGGGAGUAAGAGGAUACUGCAUUGAUGUCUUUGAAGCUGCAAUAAGCUUGCUUCCGUAUGCUGUUCCACGCACAUAUAUGUUAUAUGGAGAUGGUAAAAGAAAUCCUAGCUAUAAUGAUCUUGUUUACCAGGUUUCACAAAAUAAAUAUGAUGCAGCAGUUGGAGAUAUAUCAAUUAUUACCAACAGGACAAAGAUUGUUGAUUUUACACAGCCUUAUAUGGAAUCUGGACUUCUUGUUGUUGCACCGGUUAAAGAGGCAAAGUCAAAUCCUUGGGCAUUCCUCAAGCCAUUUACUAAAGAAAUGUGGUUUGUAACUGCUGUAUUCUUUCUUCUUGUGGGAGCUGUAGUAUGGAUUCUUGAACACCGGAUUAAUCAUGAAUUUCGUGGUCCUCCCAGGCAACAGCUUAUAACCAUCUUUUGGUUUAGCUUCUCAACAAUGUUUUUCUCUCACAGAGAAAACACCGUGAGCACUUUGGGACGAUUGGUCCUGAUCAUAUGGCUAUUUGUAGUUCUGAUUAUCAAUUCAAGCUACACUGCUAGCUUGACAUCAAUACUUACUGUGCAGCAGCUAACGUCAGGGAUUCAAGGGAUUGAUAGCUUGAUCUCAAGUACUGUACCUAUCGGAGUCCAAGACGGGUCAUUUGCACUGAACUAUUUGAUCGACGAGCUCAAUAUAGCAAAAUCUAGGAUAGUUCAGUUAAAAAAUCCAGAAGCAUAUCUCAAAGCCCUCGAGCUUGGACCGAAGAGGGGUGGUGUAGCUGCCAUCGUUGAUGAACUUCCUUACAUUGAGCUCUUCUUAUCCAGCACGAACUGUUUAUACAGGACGGUGGGGCAAGAAUUUACAAAGAGCGGAUGGGGCUUUGCUUUCCAAAGGGACUCCCCCCUUGCAGUUGAUCUGUCAACGGCUAUCCUUCAACUCUCCGAAAAUGGUGAUCUCCAGAAAAUCCAUAACAAGUGGUUGACACACAGCGAGUGCACUAUGCAAAUCAAUCAAGUCGACGAAAACAAACUCUCCCUAAGUAGCUUUUGGGGCCUGUUCCUCAUCUGUGGCAUUGCGUGCAUCUUGGCUCUCACUGCCUUCUGCUGCAAUAUCAUUACUCAGUACCGCAAAUUCACCCCAGAAGGCGAGGAAGCGGAGGCCGAGGAGAUUGAACCUGCAAGGUCAUCCAGGCGCUCCAUCGGCUCAGGCAGCUUUAAGCAAAUAAUGGAUUUUGUAGAUAGGAAAGAAACAGAGAUUAAGGAGAUGCUGAAGCGAAAGAAUAGUAAUGAGAGCAAACAACAGUCCAUUCAUGGCUCGGAUGGACAGGCAAGUUCACCAGCAUAAGGAGAAACAUUUUGUUUGGUCUGUUGGGGUCUCCUCUAUAGGAAAUUCAUGCAUGCAACAUAUCUGCUCCAUUGCUUUGAAGUGAAAACAUAGGUGGCUAGGUUUUUUCCCUUUUUUUUUUCCCCAUUUUCAUACCCUUUUUUUUUUUUGUAGGAAAUAGCAAAAUGAGAAAUUAUUGGCUAGCUCUAAACCAAUUUGUAUUAUACUACAAUGUAACUUAGCCAAAAAAUAAUGUAAUCCACAUUUCACUCUCAAGGAAGGGAGCUUUCAAAAUGUAGAUAGUUUCGUUAUUA
This is a messenger RNA of Theobroma umbraticum, 3484 nucleotides long. RefSeq names its product glutamate receptor 3.4-like. Lineage: Eukaryota; Viridiplantae; Streptophyta; Magnoliopsida; Malvales; Malvaceae. Gene Ontology annotation, cellular component: membrane. Gene Ontology annotation, molecular function: ligand-gated monoatomic ion channel activity. The record is from RefSeq and is a predicted model, not a curated record.